GGAGACGGGCUGACUGGGAGCUGGGCGAGAAAGGAACUAUCUUUAGAGUUCCUUUCUAUGCGGCGACUUCGCCCGACCUUCCCCCAACCACGAGUAGGGCAGAGCUGGGAGUUGAGUCCGUCCUGUCACUGGCCGCCGUUGACCCCGCGGCUCCAACAUGGAGCUCCCGGGGAUGCCAAACGUCCGGCGGGUUUGGAAAGGCUCUUGCGUCACGCGGCCUGCGCCUUGCGCCGUGUGCCCCGGGUGACGCAGAGGCGCUGGAGAGGCUUUCCGUCCCGCGUGUCUACCUGACCAGGCGGAGGCGUCGGAGGCCGGGAGCCGCUAGGCUGUGCUCCUGCCCCUAACUGGCACCUGCAGAAGCCCCUAUCCUCCAGCCUCUCUGCGACCAGCCGAGGCCACCUCUUGUUCCUGGAGGAAAGAAACGCGUUCUCUUUGUGCUGCAUUCUAUAUGUUCUCUGCAGUGAGCCCCAAAUAGGCAGGGUGGUGAAGAGCUCAGGUUGCAAUUGGCUAAAAGUUGAGGUUAUUGUGCCCUCGCUAUGAAGUUGAAGCUUUUCCUGGAUGGGAUGGGUGGCCAGCAUCGAAACGUUCAACCUUUUAGUGAUGAAGAUGCAUCAAUUGAAACAAUGAGCCAUUGCAGUGGUUAUAGCGAUCCUUCCAGUUUUGCUGAAGAUGGACCAGAAGUCCUUGAUGAGGAAGGAACUCAGGAAGACCUAGAAUAUAAGUUGAAAGGAUUAAUUGACCUAACCCUGGAUAAGAGUGCGAAGACAAGGCAAGCAGCUCUUGAAGGUAUUAAAAAUGCGCUGGCUUCAAAAAUGCUGUAUGAAUUUAUUCUGGAAAGAAGAAUGACUUUAACUGACAGUAUUGAACGCUGCCUGAGAAAAGGUAAGAGUGAUGAGCAACGUGCAGCCGCAGCAUUAGCAUCUGUUCUCUGUAUUCAGCUGGGCCCUGGAAUUGAAAGCGAAGAGAUUUUGAAAACUCUUGGACCAAUCCUAAAGAAAAUCAUUUGCGAUGGGGCAGCUAGUAUCCAGGUUAGGCAAACUUGUGCAACUUGCUUUGGUGUUUGCAGUUUUAUUGCCACAGAUGACAUUACUGAACUGUACUCAACUCUGGAAUGUUUGGAAAAUAUCUUCACUAAGUCCUAUCUCAAAGAGAAAGACACCACUGUUAUUUGCAGCACCCCUAAUACAGUGCUUCAUAUCAGCUCGCUUCUUGCAUGGACACUACUGCUGACCAUAUGCCCAAUCAAUGAAGUGAAGAAAAAGCUUGAGAUGCAUUUCCAUAAGCUUCCAAGCCUCCUCUCUUGUGAUGAUGUAAACAUGAGAAUAGCUGCUGGUGAAUCUUUGGCACUUCUGUUUGAAUUGGCCAGAGGAAUAGAGAGUGACUUUUUUUAUGAAGACAUGGAGUCUUUGACGCAAAUGCUUAGGGCCUUGGCAACAGAUGGAAAUAAGCACCGGGCCAAAGUGGACAAGAGAAAGCAGCGGUCAGUUUUCAGAGAUGUCCUGAGGGCAGUGGAGGAACGGGAUUUUCCAACAGAAACCGUUAAAUUUGGUCCUGAACGCAUGUAUAUUGAUUGCUGGGUAAAAAAACACACCUAUGACACCUUUAAGGAGGUUCUUGGAUCAGGGAUGCAGUACCACCUGCAGUCAAAUGAAUUCCUUCGAAAUGUAUUUGAACUUGGACCCCCAGUGAUGCUUGAUGCUGCAACACUUAAAACGAUGAAGAUUUCUCGUUUUGAAAGGCAUUUAUAUAACUCUGCAGCCUUCAAAGCUCGAACCAAAGCUAGAAGCAAAUGUCGAGAUAAGAGAGCAGAUGUUGGAGAAUUCUUCUAGAUUUUCAGAACUUGAAGACUAUUUUCUAAUUUCUAUUUUUUUUCCUAUUUCAAUGUAUUUAAACUCUAAAGACAGUUUUUAUCUUGGAUUAACAUAGAUAACUUUUGUAGUAAGGGUUACAUUGCUUAUAAUUUAAUGUACAGUGUUCAAACUGGUGAGUUCUGAUUAUUAUUCUCUGUAAAUCAGUAAACAUGUAUAAAGUGUUUGUAAUGUUUUGUCAUAUUUUAUUUAUGAAGACAUCAAAAAAAACUUUGAUUUCAUGAUGGGAAAAACUAUUAGCCAAAGUUUAAUUUCUUACACUGUGGUUGUCAAAAAUACUGAUUUACUGUAAUGAUAUAUAUUUAACUUACUGUCUUAGACAAGAGUUCUAGGUACAAUUUUGGGAUCUAGUUCCUCUGGAAACGCUGCUGUAUUUUUAAUUUUGAAUGGAAUGUAGCUUUUAAAAUUUUGUCACUGGCAUCAACAAAAGGAAUUAUACCAUGAGACCUUACAGCCGUGCUUAAAAGCCGCACAGUUGAGCUAUUGGGAGUUCAUAAUGAGUUAGCAUAUGCCAGAAAGGUUGCUAAUCUUAACCUCUGAGAGCAGUAACAUUGAUUUUAUCUGCUGUAUGAGACUUUACAUUUUACUUUGAAAUAAAGUUUUUUUUUCACAUGGAAA
This is a messenger RNA of Saimiri boliviensis boliviensis (Bolivian squirrel monkey), 2486 nucleotides long. It is a transcript of the gene IFRD1, whose product is annotated as interferon related developmental regulator 1. NCBI's taxonomy places the organism in Eukaryota, Metazoa, Chordata, Mammalia, Primates, Cebidae. Gene Ontology annotation, cellular component: nucleus. The record is from RefSeq and is a predicted model, not a curated record.